This is a messenger RNA of Trichomonas vaginalis G3, 825 nucleotides long. Its product is annotated as KilA, N-terminal/APSES-type HTH, DNA-binding family. The record is from RefSeq and is a predicted model, not a curated record. Lineage: Eukaryota; Parabasalia; Trichomonadida; Trichomonadidae. The transcript has a single exon. The coding region runs from base 1 to 825 and encodes 274 amino acids.
AUGUCAACAACAGAGAACACAACAACAGUUAUAGUCCAUGAAGCUAUAAAUGAAGAAUAUGAGUGGAUACAAUAUAACAAACAACUCCGUCUCAUUCGUUCGGUCAAAGACGAUAUGUACCAAAUGCAAAGUAUUUUGACAGCAUGUUUUGCUCCAGACACUAAACACGCAGACGACUGGUUCAGAAACCAAAGCACACAAGAACUUUUGAGUGAAAUUUCUCUAGACCGAGUUUUUUCGGGCUUGCAUAAAACACAUGAAAAUCGUAAAAAUUUGCCAAUAAAUUUAAGAGGAUAUUAUGUACAUAGACUUUUAGUAAAUGCAGUUGCAAUGUGGGCUUCUCCUCGUUAUGCAUGGCAUGUUUACAGACUUCUUGACGAAAUUCAUAGACAAGAACGUGAAGAGAUGGAAAAGAAACUUCAUGCAAAAGAUGAAGUCAUUGAAGCAAAAGACAAAAGCAUUCAGAAAAGAAUACCACGUUCGGUACCAAAAGGUAAGGAAAAGAACUAUAAGUAUAUGAUUUAUACUGAAGAGAUGGAAAAUGAAGAAGAUAAAGAUAUGGUUAUGUUGCAUUUAGUCAGAAGAAACAACAAAAGCUUUUACGACCUUGCUAAGAUUUACAAAUCUGACAGAAAUUGGUUCUAUCGCGAAAACUUACCGAUUUCAAUGACUCCAAAUGAAGAUGUGAAACAAAUAGUUCAAGAUACUUUACCUCAAACACACUAUGAUAUGAAAGGUUGUACAAUUCUUACCUUCAAAGAAGAUUUGCCAUUGUUAAAGGAAAAAAUAACAGAGUAUUUUGACAACUUCAAACAAGCAGAGUAG